Molecule: messenger RNA, 1665 nt
Organism: Nematolebias whitei (Rio pearlfish)
Lineage: Eukaryota; Metazoa; Chordata; Actinopteri; Cyprinodontiformes; Rivulidae
Gene: snx8a
Product: sorting nexin 8a
Exons: 14
Coding region: 61-1626 (521 amino acids)
Biological process (GO): retrograde transport, endosome to Golgi
Molecular function (GO): phosphatidylinositol binding
Source: RefSeq, a predicted model, not a curated record
AACAGAAAAAACAGAGUUCCUCGUCAAAAUGAAAUCACAUGGAGGUGCUCGCGUGCUCACAUGACAGCUCGAGACAUGGCAGGAGAGAUCAAUGAAGGUUCUGUUCCUGCUUAUUACAAAGAAGUGUACGAGGCCGUUCGAUGCAGGACAGAUGAGAAAAUACAGCUGGAAGUUUUUCAGAGGCUCCUUCAGAGGACGGAUCUGUCCAAGGCGGCUCUGAAGCAGAUUGCAGAGCAUGUUGACUCCGCGGAUGGAUUCCUGAGCAAACUGUCCUUCUAUAAAGCGCUGGCUUUGAUAGCUCUCGCUCAGCAAGGGAAGCAACCGACUCCCAAACUCCUGGCAAACUGCAUACAGGAGUUCCCCAAACCUCAUCUGGGGGAGCCGAGGGAGCUGAGCGCUCUGAGGAUGCAGCCGGCUCAGGACGACGCGCUGACCGUUUCACAGACGCUGGACAAACUUCUGUCCAGAGACACGGUCCAGGUGGAGCUCAUUCCUGAGAAGAAGGGCCUCUUCCUCAAACACGUGGAGUACCAGGUCACCAGCCAGCGUUAUAAAAUGUCAGUUUACAGACGGUACAGUGAUUUUGACGUCUUCCAUGAAGUUUUGCUGCAGAGGUUUGCCUACAGAGUGGUUCCAGCUCUGCCACCGAAAAGGAUGUUAAAAGGAGUCUUGACCUCCGUCUCUGAGCGCGAGUUCAUCGAGGGGAGGAGACGAGCUCUCGGCAGAUUCAUUAACCUGGUGGCUCGACAUCCCCUCUUCUCUGAGGACGAGCUGGUGAAGACCUUCCUCACCUUCAGUGGCUCCGAUGUCCAGACCAAGCUGCGGGACACUUGUAGGAAAAUGGGUGAUGAGUUCAUGACCAACAGGACUGCAGCCCAAGCUAAGGAAUAUCUCCCAGCAGACAUUCAGGCUCAGUUUUCAGCGAGCAGAGAACUGAUCAGAAACAUCCACAACAGCUUCCAAAGACUGCGGGACCGAGCGGAGAAAAUGGCCGAACGCUCCAAGGAGAAUGCGACGGAUCUGCUCAUGUUUGGUCGGGAGCUGAGCACUCUGGGCUCGGAUGCGUCGCCUCUUCCCUCCUUGGCCUCGUCACAAAGCACCUGGGGGGCCUUGCGUCACUCUCUGAAGAACCUGUCCGUGGAGUUUUCUGUCUUAUCUGACAAAGCUGCUCAGCAGGGCAGACGGGAGGAGGACGAUGUUGUGGAGAAACUCAACUUCUUCCUUGAUUUGCUUCAGUCCUACAGGGAUCUCUGCGAGCGUCACGAGAAGGGCGUUCUUCACGAGCACCAGAAAGCCCUGCACAAGUACAGCGUGAUGAAGAGGCAGAUGCUGAGCGCCACGGUGCAGUCCAAAGAGCCAUCAUCUGUGGAGCAGCUGGAAUCACGGAUCGUUCAGCAAGAAAAUGCCAUUCAGACCGUGGAGCUGCGCAACUACUUCUCCCUGUUCUGCCUUCAUCAAGAGACGCAGCUCAUCUUCACCUACCUUCCAGUCACUUCCCACAUCCUCGGGGCUUUCGUUAACUCCCAAGUCCGAGGGCACAGAGAGAUGGGAGAAGUGUGGAAUGAGCUCCAGCCAAAACUCGGGUUUCUGUUUGGUGGUAAAAAUGGGCCAAAGCCUCUCGUUUGAAACCUGAAGACACAGGAGGAGAAAGAAACACCGACACAU